AUGACGACACCGACGCCGACCCCGCCCCCUUGGAGGCGGAGCCCGCCCCUCCCCCCACGCUGGACUCCCUCCUCCUCCUCCCCUCCCCCCCCUCCCCUCCCCCUCCCUGCCCCCUCCCCCCUCCCUGCCCCCUCCCCCCCCCCUCCUCCGCGGGGCGUGGCUCCCGCCGCGCCGUUCACCUGCCUGGCGUGCGGGAAGGGCUUCACGCGCAGCUCCAACCGCAACGCCCACCUGGCCACGCACCUGGGCCAGCGCCCGCACACCUGCGGCCAUUGUGGGCGGGGCUUCGGCCACGCCCCCCAGCUGGCGCGGCACCUGCGGCUGCACCAGGGCGGCCAACGGCGCUUCGGGUGUGGCCAGUGUGGGCGGAGCUUCGGCCGCAGCGCCAACCUCAGCGCCCACCUGAGGGCGCACCUGGGCGAGCGGCCCUACACCUGCAGCGAGUGUGGGCGGGGCUUCAGCUACAGCUCCGCCUUCCUCAAGCACCGCCGCGCCCACGGGCUGCAGGAGCAGCACCAGGAGCAGGAUGGCCACGCCCUCCUGGCACACCUGCACGGGCACGCUGAGGACACGCCCCUGAGCUGCGCCACGCCCCUGAGCUGUGCCACGCCCAUCACCUGUGCCACGCCCUACACCUGCGGGGAUUGUGGGAAGGGAUUCGGGGGAAGCUCCGCCCUCAUCCGGCACCAGCGGCUGCACCUGGGCUAG
Molecule: messenger RNA, 708 nt
Organism: Zonotrichia leucophrys gambelii
Lineage: Eukaryota; Metazoa; Chordata; Aves; Passeriformes; Passerellidae
Product: zinc finger protein 358-like
Exons: 3
Coding region: 1-708 (235 amino acids)
Source: RefSeq, a predicted model, not a curated record